UCUCUCACCAACUGGUCACGUGAAGAAAUGGCUCCGUCGAAUACAAAACAAAAGCCUAAAAAAAAGUAUGUGUUUGAUAUGUCAGGGCCUACACAUCUCACCUCUGUAAAUUGGGCAUGUCCAAAUCAUCGGAGAACUGUCGCUGCCUGCUUGGUUACGGGUGCAUACGUGCUAGAGCAUGACCGACAGACCCAUCAAGAGUGUGCACCAGCCUGGUGGAAGACAUUCGAUUUUGAACUAAAACACAAGCUCAUUGAUGCUGCUGACUCAUCCAUCUUUGGCGCCAUCUAUGAAUCCAAAUCCCCUAAAUUUAUUCAGAACGCAUCAUCUCCUCCAAAAAUCGUUAUUGCCUUCCGAGGUACGGUCUUCAAGAAGAAGACUUUCUGGCAGGAUAUUAAACUGGAUUUGGAUCUCUUCAUAAAUGACCUUUCAGGGACACCCCGGUGUAAAAUUGCUAUGAGAGCCGUCGAAGAAAUGACUUCGGCUGUUGCGAGUCAGAACUUAUGGUUAGCCGGUCAUUCUCUCGGGUCAGCCAUUGCAAUGCUUGCUGGCAAAAACAUGGCCAAGAGAGGCAUCAAUCUUCAAACUUUUCUCUUCAACCCACCACACCCAUCAAGCAUAGUUGAAUGGAUCCAAAACCAGACGGUGAAACAAGCUAUCCAUAUCGUCAGCAGCAUUAUGGCACUCGGAGGCCCUUUGUUUCAGAAAGGCUGUCUCGCGAGUUCUCGCAGGCACUUUGCACAGAUAUCAUCCUGGAUUCCGCAUCUUUUUGUGAAUUCAGAUGAUAUUAUCUGCUCAGGAUAUAUUAGAUAUUUUGAAAAUCGGGAAUAUCUGAAGAAGAAUGUUGCAGCAUGCAUUGGGAGGUGGGCGACAAGGCAUUCUUUUAUAGCUCUAGCAUUUGGAAGGCACUCCGAGCCCUUUCACCUCCUUCCGUCUGCAAAUUUAUUGGUAAGCUCUACUGACCGAAAUGUAACAGCAUGUCAUCUCAAACGCAUACUACUGGCACAUGGUAUCGGUCAAUGGUGGAGCCAAGAUCUGAGUUUGCAAUCCAGUAAGCAUCAUUACAGUUCAUGCUACUCAGAUGAAGUGGACUAAAUUUUUAAUCCGUCAACAGAAGAAAUCAGUAGACUUGCGUUAUAUACCUUGCUAGGUGAUGCAGGGGGCAUAAUGAACCAGCCAUGGAAGUCCAGGGAGAAUUAAUUAAGAGAGUCUUUGGAGUCAUUUAACGUGUUUGUUUGACUUUCUUAGUGAGUUGUGUGUUGGAGAUGUAUUUUCGCUACCUAGUGGUUGGUAGUUUGUUUGGGAAUGUGUCCGAGUCUUGUAUGAGAAGCUUUAAUGCAAAAACUAUAUGAAUAUCAAUGAAGACAAUGAA
This is a messenger RNA of Elaeis guineensis (African oil palm), 1372 nucleotides long. RefSeq names its product GDSL esterase/lipase At4g10955. The record is from RefSeq and is a predicted model, not a curated record. Lineage: Eukaryota; Viridiplantae; Streptophyta; Magnoliopsida; Arecales; Arecaceae. Gene Ontology annotation, biological process: lipid metabolic process.